Aureobasidium melanogenum CBS 110374 is the source of this 1356-nucleotide messenger RNA. RefSeq lists its product as uncharacterized. Lineage: Eukaryota; Fungi; Ascomycota; Dothideomycetes; Dothideales; Saccotheciaceae. The transcript is spliced from 3 exons. Bases 1 to 1356 code for a protein of 451 amino acids. The record is from RefSeq and is a predicted model, not a curated record.
AUGACGAGUUCGGAAGCCAAACGACAUUCGGACCGCAUUGCAGCACAGAAAGAGAAGGAAAACUUGCAGAAGAAAGCCAAGGAGGAAUUAGACAAACAAGAGAAGGCAAGACUUGAAUUAGAGGAAAAGGAAAAGGCAUCUCGGAUUGCGAAAGGUCUGCCGGAGGAUGGCUCCCUCAUUUUCAAAAUGUUCGGAUACAAGGACAGGUCUUUCGCUUAUGAUCGUCAAGAGGUGUGGCGAACAGAAGACGAUGUCAAGAUUGGUACCUGGGCAACCAGAGCAUACUGGCAACCUUCGAACUUUUAUCCUGGCCAGAUCUUGAGGAUUUUACACAGUCAUCCGCACACCAAUCUUGAUGCGAAGUACAACCCUAAUAUCGGGGAGAUUGCUAUGACGGAUGUUGAACCUGUGGUUAUCAAGAUGCGCUGGGCCGUCGUGUUGUGGACUACUGAUUUCGGAAUAUUCACUUUACCUAUGUUCACCCUGAAGGGAAAGACAGGCCUUAAAGAAUUGACUGAUGAACGCCGUCGAGAGUAUGUUGCUAUGGUCACUGAAGGCACAACUCCCGAAUCUGGUAAGCUGACACCAUGGCAUGGUCAUCCCAUCAUCAUGAAUGUCAACCCAGAACUCAAAACCCAGUACUCAAAUCUCUGCUACGUCGACUUGAGCCGCCCCAUGACCAUCAACUCCUUCGAAUACCUUGAAGAAAACGCGGGCUCAAUCGACGGAGACGAAUAUGUUCGACUAAUCAGUCUCUUCAAGAUCCAAAUUGAUAGAUGGCUCAACAAGUCUUUCAAGAUGUUUGAGGGUAGUCCUGAGUACGAUGAGGGCAUGCUUGUGAUCCCCAACGCCAUGCCGACGGCUUCAAGGCAAUCCUAUGAGGCUUUUGAGGAUUGGAAAAAGAAAAUGGCGGAUACAGAGUUUCCCGGACAGUUCAAGUCGAAGCAAGCAAAGAGCAGAAAGUUUGAAGAAUCCAAACCCAAGUCUAAGAGCGGAUCUGGAAGUACAAGCUCUGGAGUCAAAAAGUCUCCUGGUAGUGGUCAUGGUCGGGGUGGUGGUCGGGGCGGAAAAUAUAGCAGAGGUGGAGGCAGAGGAGGAAGCAAAGUAAUCAAGUCCGAGAUCAACUCAAGGAACACCGCGAACGCUCGACAGCGCCAGAGGCAAGCAACAUCCAUGGAACCAUCAAUGCGUCUAUCGUCACCAAAGCGACUUGCAACGGAGAGUGCAAAAAGUGCAAAAAGAUUUGGCCGAAGCCCCAGGGAUCGGCCUGGGGGUCGACCUGGAGUACUUACUCCCGUUGCACUCGUGUUUCGGGUUUUAAACUUGGCAUAUGUUGCAAGACCCCUACACCACUGA